AUGCAAGUGUCGUACAGGAAGAGGCUGCAGGCCAGUGCUGGGAGACUGCAGGAUCAGGACCUGCGUCAGCCCAGGCCUCAGUUCCACCUGGAUCUAUGGGCCGUGUUCCUGCUCCAGGCCUGGUUUCUGGAUUUGGGACGGGCUGUGGUCAUGUUUCUGGAGCGCAGUCCCAGGAGCUUCCCGGACUUCCUUCUUCACCUGGGCAUCACCGCGGUCGCCAUGGGAACCACGGCUCACCUGGUGACGGACGCGGUGACGCUGCGUUUGGUUGCCGCCGGUUACAACCUACACCUGUCAAUCAGAGAGAACAAGCUCAUGAAGGACCUCACAGCUCCAGAAAUGGUCGACGCAUUCGAGCUCCUGGGUUACUAUGGUGAUACAGUGGGUCAUGUGACAUGGUCUCUCUCCUUCUUCCUGGUCCUGUUCCUUUACUUCGGAGGAUGUUUCUGUCACAAAAAGCAGCAGCAGGAAAGUUCCAGAUGGAGCUGGAUCCUCGUCCUGCCGACAGCACUCUACAUCUGGUUUGUUGUGACAGAACGACAGACUUUUGUCCUCUUCUUGUUCACGUGUUUCGCCAUGGUCGCCACGGUGAUGCGACAGAGGGGGCGGGGCUUGGUGACCGACAGCAACGGAAGCUUUAUGAUCCUCAGGUCCUCAUUCUUCACCUGUAGCUUCACCUUCUCCAGUAUGACACAGAUGGAGGUAUCUACAGCUCUAGAUCUUGUGCUCCACAGUUUCUUCCUGGCGCUGCUGCUUGUAGUUCUGUGGUCGACCUGUUGGUGGCGUGACUCCGUCCUGAGGAGGAAACACAAAGGUCUUCUGUUCGUGCCACAGCCCAGAACUAUCUGCAGCCUCCACCUGCACCAGAGGCAGUGA
Molecule: messenger RNA, 876 nt
Organism: Knipowitschia caucasica
Lineage: Eukaryota; Metazoa; Chordata; Actinopteri; Gobiiformes; Gobiidae
Source: the annotation of a GenBank genome assembly